CGUGAUAUCAUCGCACUAUUAAUAACGUUAUAUCUCAGCCCUCAAUAACAAUUUCAACAGAGUUCAAUAUUCAUUCAUAUUGAAGGAUAAUCAUAACAAUUAUGACAAUAUUAUCCAAAUAUUCUUCGAAAGGACUAAUUUAUCAGUUAACAAUGAAAAGUUUAUUGAUUCUCUUCAUUUCUUGUACAGUCUCAAUUUAUGGGUCGAUUCAGCACCCUGCUUCAAGUCAAAAAAUGAAAGAUUAUUUAUUAGCAAAAGAAAUAUAUUCUGUAGCUGAUUCAGCAUAUGAUAAAUGUUUAGCAAUUUGUUUACACUGUUAUCAAGAUCCACAGUCAUUUUAUCAUUGUGCAAAUGUUCAAUGUCCAUCGUUACAGAAUGCAAACUUUCCGCCACAUUUCGAUGAAGACUGUGUAUUCCUUUCAUCUUCAAACAUGCAAUUGAAAGAAUCUCUAGUAAACUAAACAAACAUUAAUGGAAUUACUACAAACAGAAAGUACAAAAAAACGCAUUUCUCAAUAGUAAAUAUUGUUUGUAUGAAAUACUUGCCUACAAUAUUUAAUAAACUUAUUGUUUUGUUGGCAAUAAAACUG
Molecule: messenger RNA, 590 nt
Organism: Schistosoma turkestanicum
Lineage: Eukaryota; Metazoa; Platyhelminthes; Trematoda; Strigeidida; Schistosomatidae
Source: the annotation of a GenBank genome assembly